This is a messenger RNA of Anopheles coluzzii, 1072 nucleotides long. RefSeq names its product shematrin-like protein 1. The record is from RefSeq and is a predicted model, not a curated record. NCBI's taxonomy places the organism in Eukaryota, Metazoa, Arthropoda, Insecta, Diptera, Culicidae. The transcript has 2 exons. Bases 388 to 882 code for a protein of 164 amino acids.
UGUUAUAUUAGUAAAAAUACGAAUUCAAUCGCCUUGAUUGCUUCAGACAAAUUGUAAAGAAAUAUCAUAUCUUUAAAAAUAUAUCAUUAAAAACUUCAACGCAUCCCUGUGACACACGUUUAAGCUUAUUUUCGAAGUGGCAAAAAUUACAUCAAUAUGCUGCUAAACCUUAUUUUGCAUUUUUCUUAGUUAUUUGUUAUGUAAGGGUUAUGAAACUUACAUGGUGUUCAUAGAACACUCUAAUGAAUACAUUUUGAGCAUUGGAAAGUAUCUUUGUAGUCAAAUAAUGCUUAAAUAGAGGGUGCCCAUUUUGCCCCACAUGCCCAUUUUGCCCCGCUUUCCCCUACAGCUCUUCUAUCAACACAACAUCCAACCAAUCCAACCAAAAUGAAGUUCUUCAUUGCAAUCAUGGCUGUGGCGUUCGUCGCUGCCUCGGAGGCGUCCUACCUGCCAUACGAUGAUGUCCUGUCCUACCAGCACGGCUACGGCUAUGGACUUCCGGUGUCGAAGGUGGUCUAUGGCUCGUCGUACGGUCUCCCAGCAGCGGUGGACAAGUAUUCCUACCCAUCAUCGUUGUACGGUUCCUAUCCGGCCGUGAAGAAAGUGGUCGAAUACCCGUCGGUUGCUCCAGUGCUGGCCACCAAGGUCGUUGAUAACAGCUACGAUCUGGGAUACAACAAGCUGGUCGCUCCAGUUCUGAGCAGCGGAUACGGUCUGGGAUACAACAAGCUGGUCAGCGGAUACGGUCUGGGAUACAACAAGCUGGUCGCUCCCGUCGUCGCCACCAAAGUCGUCGAUUAUGGACUGUGGAACUAUGGAGGAUACGGCCUGGGAUACAACAAGUAUCUGUCGACUGCUCCCGUUGCCAAAUAUGUUUUCUAAAUGUCAUUCUAUCCGUACAUGAUGUACAUACACACACACACGCAUGCGCACACACAUACGUGAAGUCAUUUUAGGCUUUGCCUGCUAAUCCCGCGCACGGAUUGUCACCGCUCGUUCAUGUAUGUUCGUUAUUCUCGUUUCGUUCUUUUGUUCGAUCUUCAUCGAGCGUUUGUUACUUCCUUCGCAUUGA